AUGCCACACCUUGAACUUGGCAGCAAGUUUGUAGAUGAAGGCAUUGCUGUCCUUGCAGAUGGCAUUGCCAUAUAUGCAGAUCUUUUUAAAAGGACUAAAUCAGAAGAUAAUAAGGAUUUGGAACUCUCCAUUGCAAAAAGUUAUAGGAGUGUCAAGGAGGUUGCUUCUGAAUUAUUGGAUCUUGAGGAUGAGUUGUCUGAUGCUGGCUGUAGUGUGGUUGUGGUCACCUUUGGGGAAAUGUCAGGAGCUGAACGUUGGCUGGAAGAAACAAAAUGCCCCUUUCCAUACUACAGAGAUCCUACAAGAGUACUUUAUCAUCAUCUUGGACUCAAAAGAUCCAUUAAGAAGGUCUGGAACACAUCAACUCUGAGAUUUUAUGGUUGUGAGUCAGCCAAGGGAACACCUCUUCCUCAAUCAUAUUCUGAUGUAGAAGAUGAUCCUCAUCAGAUGGGAGGAGAUUUCAUACUAGACAAAGAUUUCAAGAUUGUUUUCAUAUAUAGGAGCAAGAUGCCCAGUGACAGACCUGUGGUUGAUGAAAUGCUUGAUACUCUUAAACAUACCAUAGAGUCAGACUAA
Portunus trituberculatus (swimming crab) is the source of this 576-nucleotide messenger RNA. RefSeq lists its product as uncharacterized. The record is from RefSeq and is a predicted model, not a curated record. Bases 1 to 576 code for a protein of 191 amino acids. NCBI's taxonomy places the organism in Eukaryota, Metazoa, Arthropoda, Malacostraca, Decapoda, Portunidae. The transcript is spliced from 5 exons.